AUGGGUAAUGUUCUUGUACUAGAUCUCUCCAUCAGAGUGCUCAAAAACCUCCUCGACUUCAUAUUACGUGAGUUCGGGAAGUACCAGUUAUACCAGUGCAUCCUAUUGAUGCUAACAGCAUUUACUACAGGGAUGCAUACAUUGUCAAUUGUCCCUAUCAAUGGAAUACCUAAUCACAGAUGUCAAGUGCCAUGGCUCGAAAAUGGUACAAACCUAGCCUGGGACUCACCAACUGCACUGGCUGCGAUCCCUUUGAACCCCGACGGCACAUACAGCUCCUGCCUCCUCAUCAACCCAACCACUAAUCUUACUGAGGCUUGUGACAAAUGGGUCUAUGAUAGGACACAUUUUAAGGAUACAAGAACUGUAGAGUGGGACCUGGUCUGUGACAAGAAGUGGCUUGGAGCCUUGUCUAAAUCUUUCUUCAUGUUAGGUGUCUUUAUUGGUUCAUUCACUGUGGGGUAUUUUGCAGACAAAUAUGGACGUAAAAAGGCGCAGUGUUGGACACAAACCAUACAGCUCAUCAUUAGUAUUGGUAUUGCAUUCGUCAAUAACUACUAUGCAUACCUGGUUGCAUCAUUUAUCUACGGCAUGUUUGGGUCAGCUGGUUCGUAUAUACCAGCCUUUGUCAUUGCAAUGGAGUUGGUGGGACCAUCGAAGAGAACAUCAUGUGGCCUGGUAUUUACUGUUAUGUUUGCAACUGGUGUUAUGUUAGUUGCGUUAUGGGCUUACUUCAUCCCUAGCUAUGUCACACUUCAGGUUGUCAUUGGGUUACAUGUAGUUCCCACCCUCAGUCUCUGGUGGUUGAUUGAUGAAUCUCCACGGUGGCUUUGGUCUCAAGGAAGGAUAGCAGAGAGUGUUAACAUAGUGGCUAAAGCAGUUAAAUUCAAUGGAGGUGACAAAGUCGACAGAGCUUACUAUGUAUCAAAAGGUCAAGCACAAACAUCGACCACUGAAACAGCUUCAGCAGGAGGCUUCGUUGACUUAUUCAGGACACCAAGGCUUAGGAAGAGGAUGAUUACCCUAUCGUAUACUUGGUUUGCAGACAGUAUCGCCUAUUAUGGUCUAUCUCUUGCUAGUGACAAUAUGGUUGGGAAUCCCUAUUUUAUUCUCUUUGUCUUGGGAAUGGUUGAAAUUCCAAGUUGUAUAUUGGUGAUCUUACUGCUGGAUAGAACUGGCAGAAGAUCACUCACCAGCAUAAUGUUGUUACUCGGAGGUGUAUCGUGUACAGUGGUCGCUUUCAUUCCAAAAGACAUGUCCAAUGUUAUUACUGCUGUAGCCUGUCUUGGAAAGUUUUGUGUAUCUGGAGGUUUUUCCAUAGUUUUCAAUUACAGCGCAGAACUUCUUCCGACAGUGGUUAGAAAUUGUGGAAUUGGUUUUUGUUCGGCCUGUGCCAGACUCGCUGCUAUACUCUGCCCACUCAUAUUGCUUUUAGAUUCUGUUGAUAGGAGUUUGCCUACAAUAACGUUUGCUUUGGCUGCAUUCACUUCUGGGUUCUUCACAUUGUUUCUCCCCGAAACCCUCAACAAAGCAAUGCCUGAAUCAAUGGAAGAUGGGGAAAACUUCGGUGCUGGAGAUACAGCAUUCAAUGCUUGUUUCUCAAAGAAAAGAACAGAAGACUAUGAGCUCGCAAACUCAAAAUAAACAGUAUUCGACAAUGUGAAAACAUUUAUAAAACUAUAAAUGAACUAUAUUGAUAAAAUUAUGUAAAUAUGUGCAUACAUUUUUAAUGUAUAAAAAAGUUUAUUUAUGAUUGUUAAUACCAUACAUUCUAAAGAACUUUGAAAACUUAGAAAUCUAAUUAGAUCUCCUAUUGUUUUUUAAAAUAUUUAUGUUUUUAUUUUGUGAAUAUAUGAAAUUAUUUAUUAGAGUGUAUUGUAUACUAUAUAAUUUCCCAUUCAAUAUUGAUUGAAUGCAUAAUAAAAAGACAAAAUAUUUUAAAUACCUGUUUUGGUUUGUAUUUCUGAAUAUACCUGAGGCC
Nezara viridula (southern green stink bug) is the source of this 1981-nucleotide messenger RNA. The record is from the annotation of a GenBank genome assembly. NCBI's taxonomy places the organism in Eukaryota, Metazoa, Arthropoda, Insecta, Hemiptera, Pentatomidae.